UCUUGUAACCACACAGAUUAAAGUGUUGCUCUCCGUUUCCCAACUGAUAUUGCAUGUUAGAACAAGUUAGGAAAUGAGUAAAGUUGUAAACUGUUUCCAGGUGUAAUCUCAAGGAAUGUAAACGUAUUCAAAACACACUCGGUUGCCACCAGUCGACAAAGAGCGAAGGUCCCGCAUAGGGGAAGACCUAGAGAAGAAUUCAAGAUGGCGGCGCCCAGAAGCGGGGGCUCCCAGCUCUAUGAGCGGACUAUGAUGACAACGUUGAAAACGCUGGAAAGGGGAUUAGUGUUGACCAAAUUCUAUCCGAAGAAGAAACCCGAAAGGCGGACUUUUCAAGUAAAGUUGGAGACCAGAGAGUUGGUCUGUGUUCGAGCACAGAACGCCAGGCCAGAACAAACUUUUGAUCUGCGCGAAGUUAAGGAGAUUCGUCCAGGGAAGAACUCGAAAGACUUUGAGAAAUGGCCAGAGGAGGGCAAGAAGAUGGACAAGGAGAGGUCAUUUGUUAUCCUGUAUGGCAUGGAGUUCCGCCUGAAGACGCUGUCCUUGGUUGCCAGCACACAGGAGGAGUACCGUAUGAUGGUGGACGGCCUCCGAUACCUCAGUGAAGAUACACAGUCAGGGCCCUACCCACUACAGGUUGAAAGGUGGCUGCGCAAAGAAUUUUACACAUUAGAAAACCGAAACCACAUGGUGUCUGUAAAGGAUAUCAAGUCAUGGCUACCCAGAGUAAAUUAUAAAAUAUCUAACACAAAGCUACGGGAACAAUAUCAGAUGAUAGAGCCGCAGCUGAAGGAAAUAGGAUUUGAGCAAUUUUCCAUGCUGUACCACAACCUCAUCCAUGUACAUAGUAUAUUUACAGAGUAUUUCCCAAUGUAUUCAAGAGAUGGAGACAAGCUGACAGCAGAAGAAUUUGAACAGUUUUUGAUAGUUGAACAAAAAGAUCCCUUAGGAAAUGAUUCGCAGAAUGUCCUGUCUUUCAUGCGCCAAAUCCUGGAGUCAUCAGAUCCCAUACGUGCUGUCAAGCCUCACUUCACACAUCACGAGUUCCUGGACUAUUUGUAUUCAGACAAGAACACGAUAUGGGAGGAAGAUCAUGAGAAGGUCAAUCAAGACAUGACGAAGCCUCUCUCUCAGUUCUGGAUAGCGUCAUCACAUAACACAUAUCUCACUGGGGAUCAGUUUUCCAGUGAGUCGUCCACGGAGGCAUAUGGAAGAUGUCUACGUAUGGGGGCACGCUGUAUUGAAUUGGACUGCUGGGACGGGCCUGAAGGGAUGCCCUAUAUCUACCACGGACAUACUCUAACCUCUAAGGUCAAAUUUCUGGAUGUCCUCAAGACUAUAGCUGAAAAUGCUUGGGUCACUUCAGAAUAUCCUGUCAUUUUGUCAAUAGAAAAUCAUUGCAGUCUUCAACAACAAAGAAACAUGGCCAAUGGAUUCAAGGAGGUGUUUGGAGAUCAACUACUGACAGAGCCUAUAGACAAGGAGGCUACCCAGCUUCCUUCUCCUGAGGCUUUGAAAAGAAAGUUUAUAUUAAAGUGUUACAGUAUGAAUACAAGCUAUGCUCUCAAAAAAGCACAAUCACGACUUAAUUUGCACAAGAAGCUACCUGAAGGAGCACUAGGUGAUGAAUGGAAAUUUGCAGGGAAUGUUGCAGAGGACAGUAUGACAGAAGCAGAUCUCAGCAGCUCUGUGAAGAAUGGCAUGCUAUGGCUGGAGGACCCUGUGGACAAUGAGUGGUAUCCACAUUACUUUGUCCUGACUGCUACACGCCUUCACUACACAGAGGAGACCAGUGUCCAGCAGGCGGACGAUGAGGAGGAAGAGGUCCCUGACAUGAACGGCCAUGUUGAGCCCAGGGAGGAGGGAGUAUCAAAUGAAGAGUUGCACUUCAGUGAAAAGUGGUUUCAUGGGAAGCUUGAGGGUGGGCGACGUAGAGCGGAGGAGCUAUUGAACGAGUACGCAGUCCUCGGCGACGGCACAUUCCUAGUUCGAGAAAGCGACACAUUUGUCGGUGAUUUUUCCCUCUCCUUUUGGCGUCAGGGGAAAGUGAACCACUGUCGUAUCAAGUCCCGUCAGGAGCGCGGCGAGAUUCGCUACUACUUGAUAGACAACGUGCUGUUUGAAAGCUUGUACAGUCUGGUCACAUUCUACCGUAAUAACCCCCUGCGAAGUCAGGACUUUGAAAUGAUCCUGGGGGACCCGGUUCCUCAACCCCAGAGUCACAAAGGACAGAAAUGGUAUCAUGAAGGGAUGGACCGCGCCAUUGCAGAAGACAUGUUAGCACGCAUUCCUUUCGACGGAGCUUUUCUUCUCCGCCACAGUGAAUUUGAUUCCUCUUCUUACGCCAUUUCCUUCAGAGCUGAGGGAAAAAUCAAGCAUUGUCGUAUCAAGUUGGAAGGUCGUCUUUUCACCAUCGGCAACGCCCAGUUUGAGAGCCUUUUGGAAUUGGUGCAGUAUUACGAAAAGAACCCUCUCUAUCGUAAGAUGAGGUUAAAGUACGCCGUCAAUGCUGAGCUAGUCUCACAGAUAGGAAUGGAGCCAGAUGCCAAUGCCAUCUAUGGUUCUGCAGAUAUCUAUAUGAAUCCUAAUGACUAUAUGUCUAAGGUCAAAGUGAAAGCCCUGUACGACUAUCAUGCACAGCGAGCAGAUGAGCUGUCCUUCUGCAAGCAUGCCAUUGUCAGCAAUGUCCAUAAGCAAGAUGGUGGAUGGUGGCGUGGUGACUAUGGUGGAAAUAAACAAAUGUGGUUCCCAUCAAAUUAUGUGGAAGAGUUGGAGAUAUCCGAGGAUUCUGAUUCGACGCCCCUGGGCUCACUGCAGAAGGGCAUGCUGGAAGUGACCUGCUGCAUUGUGGAUAAAAUAGAAGGUGGCAAGGGCUCAAAGCAGUAUGUAUUCCGUGUGAUCUCCAACGGCACGCCUCUAGAGAUUGCCGCCAGCAGCGAGGAGGACAUGUUGGACUGGAUGAAGGCCAUCAAGGAUUGUGCAAAUAUGGCGGAACUUAGGAGUAAAGAGCAUGCAGACCAAGAGAGAGCUUUAAGGAUUGCCAAAGAAUUCUCUGACAUAAUAGUUUACUGUCGCUCAGUGCCUUUUAAUGAAAGCAAUAUCCCAGGGAACUACUAUGAAAUGUCCAGCUUCUCAGAGACCAAAGUGGAAAAAUAUGUGAACAAACUGAAGGGCCAGACCUUCAUGAAGUAUAACCAAAACCAGCUGAGCAGGAUUUACCCCAAAGGUCAAAGAAUCGACUCUUCCAAUUAUGACCCCACCAUGCUGUGGAUAUGUGGGUCACAGAUGUGUGCCCUGAACUACCAGACACCAGAUCGUUCUAUGCAGCUGAAUGAGGGGAAAUUCAAACAGAAUGGAAAGUGUGGUUACAUUCUCCAGCCAGAAAUCAUGCGACACAUUGACUACGACCCAUUUGACAAACGGACACUUGUCAACGUAGAUCCCCUCACAGUAACUCUAACAAUCAUAGGAGCCCGCCACUUAGUCAAAUCUGGCCGUGGGAUUGCCAGCCCAUUUGUAGAAGUAGAAAUAUGUGGAGCGGAAUUUGACAAUGGAAACAAAUACAAAACUAGAACAAAGGUGGACAAUGGAUUCAACCCAGUGUGGAAUGACCAGUGUGAGUUUGACAUCAUCAACCCCGAGGUGGCCAUGAUAAGGUUUGUGGUCCAGGAUGAAGACAUGUUUGGGGACCCUAACUUCCUCGGUCAGGCUUCUUUCCCAGUCAAGAGCAUCAGACCAGGUUACCGGUCAGUCCCAUUGACCAAUGGCUACAGUGAACCUCUAGAGCUGGCCGCCCUUCUGGUCCGGGUGGACAUGAGGAACCCAACACAAAGUACAGAUAGUGACAUCUAUGCCUGUAUUCAAGACCUACGAGAUCGUUCCCAGGAGCUUCACUACCAGAUUGCGGAGUCAGAGCGAGUUGGAAACACAAGAGAAGCAGAGGAAAUAAAGAACAAACUGAAACAAACCGAGGAAGAGCUGAUUCAGAGAACAGAUGAGAGGCAUCGGAUCAACAAACAAAGGUUUUAG
This is a messenger RNA of Lingula anatina, 4029 nucleotides long. RefSeq names its product 1-phosphatidylinositol 4,5-bisphosphate phosphodiesterase gamma-1. The record is from RefSeq and is a predicted model, not a curated record. NCBI's taxonomy places the organism in Eukaryota, Metazoa, Brachiopoda, Lingulata, Lingulida, Lingulidae. Gene Ontology annotation, cellular component: ruffle membrane. Gene Ontology annotation, molecular function: phosphatidylinositol-4,5-bisphosphate phospholipase C activity; protein binding. Gene Ontology annotation, biological process: phospholipid catabolic process; positive regulation of epithelial cell migration; release of sequestered calcium ion into cytosol.